GUUUAGUUUGUUUUGUAAGUUGGUACGGUGAGGAUCGUUGGAUACAUUAGCAUUAAAAGAUGUCAUUUUGGAUCAUAUUACUUAUUUUAUUCAUCGGUUGGGAUGUUAAUUAUUUCUUACAUUGUGGACUUACAGUAUUACUUGGAAAAUUGUGUCGUACUAAACGGAAAAUUACAGAUACUAGAGUAACUUAUGGAUUUUGUUCGACACAAGAUGUUGACGUCGUUAUGCGUCAUAUGAAUAAUGCUCGAUAUCUGAGAGAAUUGGAUUUUGCUCGUUUCAGUUUCUAUGCAAUUAACGACAUGUUUAAAACAUUUAGCAAAUUUGGUGGAGUACCUGUACAAGGUGCAACCAAUAUACGCUACCGUCGGGCCAUAUCUAUCUUCAACCUUUACAAAGUACAUACAAAAUUGAUUUGGUGGGACGAGAAGGCACUCUACUUGGAACAUAAAUUCGUAACAUUCGAUGGCUUUGUGAGAGCUAUAGCUAUUUCUAAACAAUCCAUUGCUAACAGUAAUGUAAUCGAUAUGAUGAAAACAUUUCCAGAGACAGCUGUACGUCCUGAAAUACCCGAAGAUUUAAAACUUUGGCUUGAUGCUAACGAAAUAUCAAGUCAAAAUAUGCGUAAAGAAAAAUAAUUUUAUUUUUAAUCUCUGUGAGAUAAAAAGUGUGCAAGUGUGUCAAUAUGUUAAAUAUAUUCUCAAAUGGUGUUUUGUGCAAGGUUGAACAACUUUUUUUUGUGGUGUUGUAAAUAAUCCAUUAGCAUUUAUAAA
Teleopsis dalmanni is the source of this 773-nucleotide messenger RNA. RefSeq names its product protein THEM6. Bases 60 to 638 code for a protein of 192 amino acids. The record is from RefSeq and is a predicted model, not a curated record. NCBI's taxonomy places the organism in Eukaryota, Metazoa, Arthropoda, Insecta, Diptera, Diopsidae. The transcript is spliced from 2 exons.